UGUGUGGCUGGGCUUUUGGGGGAUCCCGGCCGGGAGGAGCGACGGCGGGUUAGCCGGCAGAGGAUGGUCGGCCCCACGGCGCUGGGCGCAGUGGCAGCCGCGCUGGUGGCCUCAAUGCUACUGCUGCAGCGUGGGGACGAGGGGCCCGGAGCUGGCCCCAGCAUGGCGGACAAGGAGGCCCUGCCGAAGCUUCGGGAAGACUUCAAGAUGCAGAAUAAAUCUGUCUUUAUUUUGGGCGCCAGUGGGGAAACCGGCAGAGUACUUUUAAAAGAAAUUCUGGGACAGAAUCUGUUUUCCAGAGUAACCCUCAUUGGCCGGAGAAAGCUCACAUUCGAGGACGAAGCUUAUAAAAAUGUGAAUCAAGAAGUGGUGGACUUUGAAAAGUUGGACGAGUAUGCCUCUGCCUUUCAAGGUCAUGAUGUUGGAUUCUGUUGCCUGGGCACCACCAGAAAAAAAGCUGGAGCGGAAGGAUUUGUCCGUGUUGACCGAGAUUAUGUGCUAAAGUCUGCAGAGCUGGCAAAAGCAGGAGGGUGCAAACAUUUCAACCUGCUGUCUUCCAAGGGGGCUGAUAAAUCCAGCAGUUUCUUAUAUUUACAAGUAAAGGGAGAAGUGGAAGCUAAGGUUGAAGAAUUAAAGUUUGAUCGCUUCUCAGUGUUUCGGCCGGGAGUUCUGCUGUGUGACAGGCAAGAAUCUCGUCCAGCAGAAUGGCUGGUUAGGAAAUUCUUCAGCUCCCUGCCAGACUCUUGGGCCAGUGGGUACUCCGUGCCUGUGGUGACUGUGGUUAGGGCGAUGCUGAACAACCUGGUGAGUCCCAGCAGUGGACAAACGGAACUCCUGGAAAAUAAGGCCAUCUUCCAGCUAGGGAAGGACAGUGAUGUGCCCAAGCUGUGACCAUGCCAGAGGACGUUCUUGAAAACCUCAGUGCCUGUCACCAAAUCAGUCUAUAAAAAGUGUCUGUGUGGUCUCUUGUGGUGUUCCUCUCCUCAGCCAUGCAGCUCAGGAAAUGGCAGAUUUUUGCACCAGCUGUUGAGAGCCUGGUUGUUAAUGUAGGUCAGGCAUGGAGCUUUGGGAGGACGGUUUAAAUUGUAAACCUGGACCUUGUGGGUUGCAGACAGGGAUCUGUGGUUUUUCUGUGUCUACUGGAGGUCCCGGUGCCUCUAGGUAUGAGACCAGCUUUCAAGCACUCCCACAGAGAUGCCUGUGCAGAGGGGCCCUAACACUACAGGUGAGUCAUGGUGCUGCUGAGCUGCAUGUAGCUGAGUGAACAUUCUGCCUUGACAGCAUGUCAAUGCAGAAACUAUAGGACAAAUUCUGUAAUUCACUGAGGAAUAAAAGUAAAUGGGCAAA
Messenger RNA from Psammomys obesus (fat sand rat), 1347 nucleotides. RefSeq names its product HIV-1 Tat interactive protein 2 (gene Htatip2). The record is from RefSeq and is a predicted model, not a curated record. Bases 64 to 891 code for a protein of 275 amino acids. NCBI's taxonomy places the organism in Eukaryota, Metazoa, Chordata, Mammalia, Rodentia, Muridae. Gene Ontology annotation, cellular component: cytoplasm. Gene Ontology annotation, molecular function: NAD binding; oxidoreductase activity, acting on the aldehyde or oxo group of donors, NAD or NADP as acceptor. Gene Ontology annotation, biological process: import into nucleus. The transcript has 6 exons.